Messenger RNA from Syzygium oleosum, 2000 nucleotides. RefSeq names its product transcription factor NAI1-like. The transcript has 7 exons. Bases 1 to 1407 code for a protein of 468 amino acids. Gene Ontology annotation, molecular function: protein dimerization activity. NCBI's taxonomy places the organism in Eukaryota, Viridiplantae, Streptophyta, Magnoliopsida, Myrtales, Myrtaceae. The record is from RefSeq and is a predicted model, not a curated record.
AUGGACAAGGCUUCUGUCGUUGGAGGUGCGACAAAGUACUUCAAACGACUCAAGGAACGCAUGAAGGUUCUUGAGGAAGAGGCGGCUACGAGAACUAUGGAACUGCAACCACCCGAGGUCGAAGCACCGGCGUGGGGGAAGAACGUUCUGAUCAAAGUCGUGUGUGAGAAGUACGAGGGUUGCAUCAUGGAAGUGAUGAAACAUAUGAAGGUCAUGAACUUGACAACCCUAAAUAGCAGUGCCCUUGCGUUUGGGAGUUCUGUUGGAUGUAACAAUAGCGGCCCAGAGAGGCAGAGAGAGAGGGAGGCUAACACGCUUGGCACGUGCGAAUGCUUUGUUUCACACAGGAGAGUGGAGAACGCGUUUGGUUACUCUAUAAGUAAAGGCAUCAUUUCCUCCUCGUGCCCAGUUUUGAAAAGGCAAAGUUUCUCACACAUUCCACUGCUCCGGGUAACAGAAGAUCCACUUCAUCGUAUGUAUCGGCAUCAUCAAAUGAUGAACCCCUUCGAUUUCCCUCUCGACGAUUUCGACUUCAACCUUUUCUCUUCAGAGAUGCCUUCCUUCCGUGCACCGUUGGAUCCGGAAAUGAUGCGAGCUCUCAUGGAUCCGCGGGUACAAGCUGCUCCGACAAUCAUGGAGAGGCUAAAGAAGAAGCCAAAGACCGAGAUCUGGAGCAGCACUUGCUCGCCCGAAACAUACAAAGCCCCAAGAACGGUCAUGUCCUCUCUGUCGUCUAGUCCCCAGUUGAUAUCUUUUGGGAACUCAGAUCUGUCCCCGACCGAAUCACAACAGUGUUAUGGUUCUUAUGAGAUCCAAGAUUGUCAAAAAGAGAUGAAGAGAGUUGGGGCAAUGAAUAGACCUACUUUACAUACACAAGAACACGUGAUUGCAGAGAGGAAGCGGCGCCAGAAGCUUAGCCAAAGCUUCAUUGCUCUCUCUGCCAUCAUUCCUGGCCUUAAAAAGAUGGACAAAGCAUCGAUCCUUGGUGACGCGAUCAAGUACAUGAAGCAGCUUCAAGAACAAGUCAAGAAACUGGAGGCAGAGGUAGCAAACAGGACUGUGGAAUCAGUUGUGAUUGUAAAGAAGUCUCAAGUCUCGGCAAACGAUGAUGAGUCAUUGGACGAGAACUUCUAUAGUCAAUUUGAGCAACAACUCCCUGAGAUUGAAGCGAGAGUCUCAGAUAAGUAUGUCCUUUUCCGAAUCAAUCACAAGAAGCGAAAGGGAUUUACAACAGAGAUACUUAGCGAAAUAGAGAAGUUGAAUUUGUUUGUUCUCAACAGCAAUGUGUUACCUUUUGGGAGUUCCAUACUCGAUAUGACAAUCGUAGCUCAGAUGAACGUUGGAUUCUGCAUGAAAGUUGAGGAUCUCGUCAAGAAUUUACGCCAAGCUCUUCUCAAGAUAGCAUGAUCAAUCAACAUCAUGUUCGUUCGUUUUAGUUUCAAAAGUUUCUUCUAAUUUUUCCUUUGGUCAUUCAAAAGUUAGCUAUAUUCUUUCCCCCUUUAGAGUGUCUUUUGGACCUUGUGAGGGAAAACCUUGGAGUCUUUCUUGACCAGACCACCACUUUGCGCACGAAUUGUCUUGUUUUGACUAAGAGUUUCUAUUUUGCUAGUGGGUUUUUUCCUUCUUCUUUUUUGCAUGGUCGGCUUUUUUGGCCAUGUUGAAAUUUUACCCACAAGCUGUAUAGGAAACUUUAAGUAUAUUUUUUUUAAGGGUCUUUCUUUUGGAGGUUUGACUUUUCAAUGAAGGCUCUUCCUUGCACUCUAAUUGAAAGUGGAAAUGGGCCUUCCUCAGAGAAACAAAUUGGAACUUCUCUCUCCCCAGGUUGCAUUAUGUAUUCAUCAGUUUAUAUCUGCUGUAAUCAAAGUAAGUUGAACGAUUGUGGGAUCAUCUUCUUAUUGAUUUUGAUCCAUAUUCGAUGCAAAUGUGAUUGACAAAAGGUGAUGGAUUGAUAUUCAUGAUACUCGUGAAACCAUUUUCAUAAGAAUGGUUGAAUUUGUGAA